Bombus huntii is the source of this 710-nucleotide messenger RNA. It is a transcript of the gene ND-ACP, whose product is annotated as acyl carrier protein, mitochondrial. The transcript is spliced from 3 exons. Gene Ontology annotation, biological process: fatty acid biosynthetic process. Lineage: Eukaryota; Metazoa; Arthropoda; Insecta; Hymenoptera; Apidae. Gene Ontology annotation, molecular function: acyl binding; acyl carrier activity. Bases 124 to 579 code for a protein of 151 amino acids. The record is from RefSeq and is a predicted model, not a curated record. Gene Ontology annotation, cellular component: mitochondrion.
CGCCUACAAUUUCUAAUUUAUGUAAAGUAAUAACCAACCGUGGUAGUGAAAAUUACGAUACGGUAGAAGUUGAGGUACGGGAAUAAGCUACGUCUUCUUGGGAGAUUUUGCAUUGCAGAGAAAAUGGCGUCUCUCGCAAGAGUUCGUCUUUUAAUGAGAAAUACCGGUACAUUUGGAAAUUCGAUUAGACAAACGUGCUUACGUAGUGCCAUUACACAACUUCAAUUAAAUGAACGAUUUUUUCACUGUAAUAGACAAAAUAUCAUUACCCAUGUACCACAGGGCACACGAGUCAAGCAGGUGCGUCAGUACAGUCAUGCUGCACCAUUAUCGCUUGAUCUUAUUCGCCAGCGUGUACUGUUAGUACUCAAUCUCUAUGAUAAAGUUGAUCCUCAGAAGUUAUCUUUGGACUCUCAUUUUAUCGACGAUCUUGGUUUGGACUCCUUAGAUCACAUAGAAAUUAUAAUGGCCAUGGAAGAUGAAUUUUGCUUCGAAAUACCAGAUAUGGAUGCAGAGAAACUUUUACGACCUAGGGAUAUAGUACGUUACGUUGCCGAUAGGGAGGAUAUUUACGAAUAAAUAUGCACAUAAUAUAAGUCAUCUCAUUAGACAAGUUUUUUAUUUUUAAAAUCAUUAUAUUAGAAAAUAAAAGUUAGACUUUACUUAUUCUGUAUAUAAUAUAAGUAUAAUAAAAAUAAAAUGAAUCACUA